CCAACCCUAGUUUUGGGAAAACUUGAUCGGCCUAGCAAACGCGUGGGAAACAUCCCGUCAAAACUUUUCGUUGGAUUCGGGAUUCUUUUUCCCAAUUUUUUUUUUGGCCCAUUAGGAAUUUAGGGCUGGUUUUUCUCUCUCCACAGCCCUCUUCGUUGCAGCAGCACAGGACCGCAGCAGCAGCAGUACAAUUUGCUUCUGCUCUCUCUGUCUCUCUCUCUCUCUCAGCCGCCUGCUUCGCAAGUGCAUUCGCUGCCUCCAUCGUCCCCUUCGAAGGAAGUAAGGGGAGGUUGGAUUCCUUUGUGUUAUACGUGGGUGAGAUUUCAAGAGGAGAAGCCAGUACUCUCCCUCAGUGAAAUUUACCUGGCUGUUAAAGACUGACAGACUAGGCAUCGUGCUUGCUCAGAUGGACUUUCUGACAGUUCCUAAGCCUCGAGGUCUCUCCACAUCCAUCAGCGGUCGGGCAUGAUCCUGUGAAAUGUGGUGACAAGGGAUUAAAGAUCAUGAGAUUGUGAUGGGUGAGCAAUACUUUGAAUAGCUCAGUAACUAAUUAUUCAACUGAAGGUGUCUUGUACUAUAAUAUGAGAUGUUGGUUAAACCCACAAAUAUUCAAGGGAAGGGACGGGCACUGGUAGCAUCUGAGCCGAUCCCUGCAGGCCAAAUCCUUCUGAGGGACCGCCCCAUCCUUGUCUACCUUUCUCACCAUGAUCACGACGGCCCCGUGGUCUGUGCUGGUUGCUUCCGAAAAUUGUCCUCUCCUGAACCGAAUGCGGCACCGUUACUAUCUUGUCCUUCGUGUUCAGACCAUGCACGUUUCUGCAGCCCCAAUUGCCAGUCCUCUGCCCUUGCAUCCUCACACUCCUCGUGGGUUUGCAAGGCACUCACUUGUCUCCGCUCUGCUUCUACCCUCAGCCCUGACCUUCGAACCCAGGCCAAUUUCCUCAUUGCUGCCUAUAACCUCUCCUCUGUCUCUCCCUCUGAUUUCAGCCUUCUCUUGUCCUUCCAAGGCAGUGGCGUGGAGAGCCCUGAAUCCCACCUCCUCCAUUCUUUCAUCUUAGCUGUUAUCGCUCUUCAUCCACUACCAAAGGGCGUAGAAGCAUCUCCUGUGCUGACUGCAUUGCUGUUGUCGAAGGAUAAGCAGAACGCCUUCGGGAUUAUGGAGCCCUUGAAGGACAGUGGUGAACGAUUAGUGAGGGCAUAUGCCAUCUAUCCCCAAGCUUCCCUUUUCAACCAUGACUGCCUUCCUAAUGCUUGCAGGUUCGAUUAUUUUGACAACCCUGGUGAUGGUAAUACCAGUAUCAUCAUCAGAGCAUUACAUGACAUUCCAGCAGGCAGAGAGGUAUGUCUGAGUUACUUUCCCAUCAAUUGGAACUACAAAGACAGACAAACAAGGCUUUCUGAGGAUUAUGGAUUUACAUGCAACUGUGACCGUUGUCAAAUUGAGAUGAACUGGAAGGAUGAAGAUGAAGAAGACAUGGAUGAGGAUGAACAAAUGGAUGGUCCGGAUGGAGGGUGGGAUGGCAGCGGAGAUGAGCAGGAUUUCCCCCAUGAAUACUUUUUUAUGAAAUUUCUGUGUGACCGAGAGAAUUGUGGUGGAACUUUGGCCCCCUUGCCCCCUGAAAAUGGUAUGCCUUCACAUGUUUUAGAGUGUAAUGUCUGUGGCCAAUUUAAACCUGAAGAGGAUGAGGAUUCUGGGGUCAACGAAGAUGAUAUGCUGGAUGAGUGAGGGGAAUAUGAUUGCUAGUUUUCUUCAGCUCAUGGCAAGUUUCUUCAUCAUUUUCCUCAUCCAUCUUCUAGGGGAAAAACAUAUCUUGUACUUUUGUCUUUAUGGUGGAGAAGGAUUAUGUGUAACUGUACUGAGCUGGGUCAAAGAUGGUUUUUGACAACUGCGAGUUAAGUUUUGGAUAGGACGGGGACAUGACAAAUAAAGAGGAGGUUCUAGCA
Molecule: messenger RNA, 1944 nt
Organism: Nymphaea colorata (pocket water lily)
Lineage: Eukaryota; Viridiplantae; Streptophyta; Magnoliopsida; Nymphaeales; Nymphaeaceae
Product: histone-lysine N-methyltransferase ASHR2
Exons: 4
Coding region: 587-1726 (379 amino acids)
Molecular function (GO): protein binding
Source: RefSeq, a predicted model, not a curated record